CAACAAAUUGUUCAUAUAUAAUAAUAAAAAAAGCAUGACAAUCUUUCUUACUCUUCCAGGUUGCAUGACUGUAAUAUCACAGAAAUAGGCUGUAUAAAGCUGUCUACACUUCUUUCAUCACAAUCCAAUGUGAGAGAGCUGGAUCUGAGCCACAACAACCUGCAGGAUUCAGGGGUAGAAAUACUCUGUGUCGGAGUAAAGAAAUCAUGCUAUGCCCCGUUGAUGAUUCAGGAAUGGUUCAACAGUAGGCCAAAUAAUCCAAACAAUCAAAUUCUUUAUGAUGCUUUUAUACGGCUCACUGCUGGACUACAGGACACAGAGUGCAGACUGGAAUCUUUGAAUCUGAAGAACUGUGGAGUAACAGAACCAGGCUGUGUUUUCCUGAGCUCAGCUUUAAGUUUAAAUCCUUCUCAUCUGAGAGUGCUGGACCUGAGCUGGAAUGACAUAGGAGAUUCAGGAGUGAAACAUCUCUGUGCUUCUCUGGAGAAAGUUCAGUGUGCACUGGAAAUACUGAAGUUAAAUAACUGUAAUAUAACACACAGAAGUUGUGCAGCAUUGGCUUCAGUACUACAAACAGAUUCAAACCUGAAAGAACUCUCUCUGAGCAAGAAUGAGCUCCAGGACUCUGGUGUGAUGUUGUUCUCUGUUGGACUGCAUCAUCCUCACUGUAAAUUGGAGAUCCUGAGGCAAGAUGGUUCUCAAUACUUGUAGAUUCACCAUUAAUGAAUAUUGCU
Messenger RNA from Ctenopharyngodon idella (grass carp), 734 nucleotides. RefSeq names its product ribonuclease inhibitor-like. The coding region runs from base 223 to 711 and encodes 162 amino acids. The transcript is spliced from 4 exons. NCBI's taxonomy places the organism in Eukaryota, Metazoa, Chordata, Actinopteri, Cypriniformes, Xenocyprididae. The record is from RefSeq and is a predicted model, not a curated record. Gene Ontology annotation, molecular function: protein binding.